GAGGCCGCACCAAUCAGCACCCGCAGCCGCGGACCGGGGGAGCAGUUGGCUACAGUUGUUGCAACUUUUUUCGAAAGCUGGGUUUCCCGGGAGAUUCCAGGCGCUGACAGAGCCCAGCCAUGGCUAGAGGCAGGAAGAUGUGCAAGCCCCGCGCGGUGGAGGCGGCGGCGGCGGCGGCGGCGGUGGCGGCGGCGACGGCCCCGGGCCCGGAGAUGGUGGAGCAGAGGGGCCCGGGGAGGCCCCGCAGCGACGGGGAGAACGUGUUUGCCGGGCAGUCAAAGAUCUAUGCCUACAUGAGUCCGAACAAAUGCUCUGGAAUGCGCUCCCCUCUUCAGGAAGAGAACUCAGUUGCACAUCACGAGGUCAGAUGCCAGGGGAAGCCAUUAGCUGGGAUCUACAGGAAGCGAGAAGAGAAAAGAAAUGCUGGGAAUACAAUCCGAAGCUCCGUGAAGUCCGAUGAACAGAAGAUCAAAGACGCCAGGAGAGGUCCCCUGGCACCUUUUCCAAACCAAAAAUCUGAAGCAGCAGAACCUCCAAAAACUCCACCCCCAUCAUGUGAUCCUACCAAUACAGUGGUUGCCAAGCAGGCCCCGAAAAAGCCCCUGAAGGGCAAGCAGGCCCCUCGGAAAAAGUCUCAAGGGAAAACACAGCAGAAUAGAAAACUCACGGAUUUCUACCCGGUGCGAAGGAGCUCCAGGAAGAGCAAAGCUGAGCUGCAGUCUGAAGAAAGGAAGAAAAUUGAUGAGCUGAUUGAGAGCGGGAAGGAAGAAGGCAUGAAGAUUGAUCUCAUUGAUGGAAAAGGCCGGGGUGUGAUCGCCACCAAACAGUUCUCCCGGGGAGACUUUGUGGUCGAAUACCAUGGGGACCUCAUUGAGAUCACCGACGCCAAGAAGCGAGAGGCUCUGUAUGCACAAGACCCCUCCACAGGCUGCUACAUGUACUAUUUUCAGUAUCUGAGCAAAACCUACUGCGUGGAUGCCACUCGCGAAACGAACCGCCUGGGGAGGCUGAUCAAUCACAGUAAGUGUGGGAAUUGCCAGACCAAACUGCACGACAUCGAUGGUGUGCCUCACCUCAUCCUCAUCGCCUCCCGAGACAUUGCAGCUGGGGAGGAGCUCCUGUACGACUAUGGGGACCGCAGCAAGGCCUCCAUCGAGGCCUACCCGUGGCUGAAGCAUUAACCAUGCGGCUCCCUGCCUCCCUGCCUCCCUGCCACCCUGCCUCCUUCAAAGGACAAAGUGCCCUCAAAGGGAAAUGAUUUUUUUUUUUUUACACACACACACUUACUCUUAGCUAAAUUACUUCAAAUGUUUUUAAAAAGUAUAUUAAAGAUGCCUUUUCAUGUAGUAUUUAAAUAUCUGUUACAGGUUUCCAAGGUGGACUUGAACAGAUGGCCUUAUAUUACCAAAACUUUUAUAUUCUAGUUGUUUUUGUACCUUUUUGCAUACAAGUUGAACGUUUGUGCUUCCCGCCCGCGCAGUCUAAGACUCGGCACAGGUUUUAGAGAAUGGAGUCGAACGUGAACUAGGAAGCUGGGCUCUGCCCAAGAUGAAAGCCAGGACUCCCCCGUACCCCACGUCCAAGGACAGGCGGGUGUGAGGGUGCUGCCAUCCCCCACGCACAGCCUGGACAGGAUGUCUCCAAGCUCUUGUUCUCUUCAGCAUCUUGACAGGCGUACACAUUGACGUGUAUGAAUAUUUUUUAACAAACGUUUCGCAGUAAGCUAGUCUUCCCCUCUGCUUUCUCCAAAGCUUACUGAGCCCGGGGCUCGGAGGCCCAGCCGGGAACAGACCUCUUCCACAGGCUUUCGGCUUUUCCAGGCACCUUGAAGCAUCAGGGUGGGCAGUCAGACUAGAGGCAGGCCGGGAAAAGCACUGUUCUCCUGCCCCAGCGGGGCAGGUCUCCUUGAAACUGCAUUAAUUCUUUAUAGAAAUGUGAACACUGAAUUUAUUUUAAAAAUAAAAAUAAAAAUAAAAAAACCAAAACGUUUAAAAAAAAAUCAAAAAAAGAAAAAAAAUGGAAAAAAAAAACCACAGAAAACAACUUAUAUGUAUAUAGGUUUUGAAGGGAGUGAAAUGACUGCGUUUUUCUUUUCUUCUGGGGUUCCUUUAUUUUUAUCUUUUUGGCUUGGCUGGCUGGUUUGUGUAGAGAAGAUUGGAGAUGGUACUCUAUUCUAAUCAAAAGUAAGGUUUUGUAGUGGGACCAGAAAUUACUAAGCCCAUACACCCCCCCACCCGCAACCCCGAUUCUGCUGUGUGGAAAGUUCUCUACCUGCUGUCAAGGCAGAACCCCUAGUAUCCUGUGGGAAUGGUGCCAGCCCAGGACCCCUGCCAGCAUCAGGCAUCAG
Molecule: messenger RNA, 2347 nt
Organism: Peromyscus eremicus (cactus mouse)
Lineage: Eukaryota; Metazoa; Chordata; Mammalia; Rodentia; Cricetidae
Gene: Kmt5a
Product: lysine methyltransferase 5A
Exons: 8
Coding region: 120-1181 (353 amino acids)
Molecular function (GO): protein binding; histone H4K20 methyltransferase activity
Source: RefSeq, a predicted model, not a curated record